This is a messenger RNA of Miscanthus lutarioriparius, 960 nucleotides long. The record is from the annotation of a GenBank genome assembly. Lineage: Eukaryota; Viridiplantae; Streptophyta; Magnoliopsida; Poales; Poaceae.
AUGGAGAAAGGAAAACUCAUCCAGCCACCAACUUAUGGCAACCUUGUAACUAUUCUUUCUAUUGAUGGUGGAGGCAUUCGAGGAAUCAUUCCGGCUGUUGUUCUCACCUUUCUGGAAUCAGAGUUGCAGAAACUUGAUGGAGAGGAAGCCAGGUUAGCAGAUUACUUCGAUGUCAUUGCUGGGACCAGCACAGGGGGGCUUGUCACCUCAAUGCUGGUUGCACCAAACAAUACAAACAGGCCACUCUUUGCAGCCAAGGAUAUUCAAACAUUUUAUAUGAACCAUGCUCCUAAGAUUUUCCCACAGCAGAGGGGUCCAUUCGGUAGGAUAAUGAGGAUAUUCCGAUCGCUGUCAGGACCUUCCUAUGAUGGUAAGUACCUUCAUGAAGUUGUCAGAAAGAAGUUAGGAAUCACCAGGCUGCAUGAGACUUUAACAGAUGUGGUAAUACCAACUUUCGACAUCAAGCGGCUACAACCUAUUAUUUUCUCGUCCUAUGAGGUUAAGAAUGAGAAGUACAGCACAAUGGAUGCUCUACUAUCAGAUAUUUGUAUCAGCACAUCUGCUGCUCCAACUUAUCUUCCUGCACACUACUUCAAGACAGAAGAUCGCCAUGGGAACACCAAGGAGUUCCAUCUUAUUGAUGGAGGAGUAGCUGCCAAUAAUCCGGCAAGUGCAGAUAUGGUGGAUAUCCAUAUCUCUGCUGUUUUCAAAGCCUUGCAUUCUGAGCAAAACUAUCUGAGGAUUCAGGAUGAUAUUCUACAAGGGACACUGUCCUCUGUUGAUGUUGCGACCAAGGAAAAUAUGGAGAAACUUGCCAGAGUUGGAGAUAUGCUACUAAAGAAACCUGUCUCUCAGGCGAACUUGGAAACUGGCCAUAUGAUGCCGUCUUGUCAUAGGCCAGAGAUGACCAACGAAGAAGCUCUAAAGAUGUUAGUUUUACGUCUACAGCUCCUAUCGUAA